CGCGCGCCAUGAUGGAGCCCAAGCCGCGUCUUUUCAAACGGUCCGCCUCCCCCGGCGGCAGGAUCUGCUCCCCGCCGCCCGGCUUGACGUCAGCGGGACCCUGCUGCCCUGACAGCAGCCCCCCGGCCGCCGGCUUGUACUGCGGGCUGAUCCCCGCCUGCAGCAAGCCGCUGCCCGCCGCCGGCAACGCCGUCUACACGGUGCUGGUGGAGGACCCGGCGGCGCUCCGGAGGCGCUCCAGGCGCAGGAGCUCCGGCGAGGACAGCGCCGGCAAGAGCCCCGGCGGCAAAGGCAGGCUGCAGCUUCUGCCCAAGAGUCCCACCCACUGCAAUGGCAAGGGGUUUCCGGGGGAAGCGGAACCAGUCAACGGCCAGCUGAGGCACCUGUCCGAUCCUUCGGCGCUGAAGCGGCUGGAGGAAGAGGCGGCGGCAUUACGGCUGCUUGAGCAGGGCCCCCUCCAGCACCAGUCCGCUCACAUCCCUGUGCCCAGGCAAAGAAAACUGUCGGAGAAAGCGGGCAUUGACGAGGUCAUGGCAGCCGCGGUCCUCACCAGCCUGUCCACCAGCCCUGUGGUGCUUAACAACCCACCCAACGGUUUCAGCACAGAACCAGGCUGUGAUGUGUGGAAGGAAGCUCCCCCCAUGUCCUCCAGCUGCAGCAGCAGCAGCAACAACAGCGGUGACUGGAGCUGGGACCCCCCGAGCGACCUCUCCACCCCUUCCACGCCGUCGCCCCCGCUCUCCACGGACAUCGCCACGAGCUUCCUUUCUUCCCUACAGUCAGAACUUGAGGAGACCGAAGCCACUCACUUCCUGUUUGGCGAUCCCAUCCCCAGGAAGAGGAAGAACUCCACCAAGGUGAUGUUCAAGUGCUUGUGGAAGAACUGUGGGAAAGUGUUGAGCAGUUCCUCCGGGAUGCAGAAGCACAUCCGGACCAUCCAUCUGGGACGGAAGGCUGACCUGGAUCAGAGCGACGGGGAGGAAGAUUUCUACUACACUGAGCUGGACGUCAACGUGGACUCCCUGACGGACGGCCUGUCCAGCCUGACCCCCGUCUCCCCCACCUCUUCUGUGCCCCCUGCCUUCCCCAUCCUGGAGGAAGUCUUGCAUACCCCACCAAUUCCAUUCAAGCCAGAGGUCUCCAUGGUGUCUCAUCUGAGCCAAUCGACGCCCAUGACCAUCCUGAGCCAAUCGGCACCCACCAGCCUGUGCCACAUCCAAACUGACCACGCCUACCAGGCGUCAGGUCCGGCCGGCGUGCUGGCGGACCUGACCGCUCCAUCCACUGGAAUGGAAAUCAGCAUAUCUUGGCAGCAGCCGGCCCUUUUCCCACCGCCUCUUCCUCCAGUCCUUUUUAAAAGCCACGCGGGCUGCCUAACUCCUAUCCGCCCCGCUGACGUGGGAGAGAAGCGUCCACAGGUCGCCCCCACACCCGUUGCCAAAGGACAUCCAUUAGUGCCCUCUUCCGUGCCAAAGCCUACGACAGGCACUAGGAAGCCGCGCGGCGAAGCCAAGAAGUGCCGCAAGGUCUACGGGAUGGAGAACCGCAGCAUGUGGUGCACUGCCUGCCGUUGGAAGAAGGCUUGCCAGCGGUUUGUCGACUGAGCGGCACCGUCUUCCCCGCCGAGUUCCGGGACACUAUCCGCCGCUCUCGAUCCUCCUUGCGCAUUUUGCACUUCCGUGCCUUUUCCAAUCUGAUCUCCCUCGCCGUCCGCCCCGAUCCCCGGCAACAAGACCCCCCCCCUCCCAAGGUGGGGUGGGGGCUCCCGUCUGUGCCUUGGCUCAGGAAAAAGGAGCGUCCGGUGCGGACAGUGCUGUUGCUGGUGCUGGUGGCUUCCCAAGAAGACAGGCAGGAAUCGUCGCGGCCCUCCUCCUCCAGCAGCGCCAACCCACAUGGAGCCCCACUGAGGGCUUCUCCGCUCCCACGUUCAGAGCCUUUCUGGCUUCAUUUGCAUUAUUAUUUUUUUAUACCUGCCACAAACCUUGUUGGGUGAACGGCAGCUUUAUCCAUGUCCGCACAUGUGAAGAUUGAGCCUUUUUCUCCCUACUCCCCUUUGGUUUCUUUAUUUUCUUUCCUUUUUUUUUUUUAAAGAGGGAAAUAAGCUAUUUCGUUUCCUUCCCUUCCCUUCUGGGAGACCUACCUUCCCUCCCCUGCUACAGAGUGUCUUGCAGCCUUUAGGGCCUGGGACAAGGGAAAGCCAGCAGUGCCGUGUUUUCAAAAAAUUCUGCAUGAAGGAUUUCGCUCUCAGAUCCAAAGAGCCAAGUCAAGCUGAGCUAAUGGCUGCUUUCUCUUGCUUUGAGUGGAAAACGGGGAGCACAGGCUAAAAGAGAACAGACUUUCAUACCUGUUUUUUGUCUUUUCUGGGUGUUUCUUUUUAGUUUUGGUGUUUCCUGCUAAUGAUGAAACUGCCAUGAGAAGGAAAUGCCCCUUCCUCGGACCCUUUCCCUUCACCUAUUUUCAGUUAUUGGUUGCAAUACGCUUCUCUGAAACAAAAAGUAUUUUCUGUGCUUGUUUUUAAAUCUGGAUUUUGAAGGUGAUGUGUCUCGUCUAAGACACAGAUGUGAUCUGGUGUCCACUGAACCUCGGAAGUCUUUGCUGUCCCUUCUUGUCCACGGGUUCCGGGUUCUUGCCUCCCGCCCCUUGCUUUCUUUCCUCCCCGCCGCCCCACCCCGGCCUCCACCCACGGUGCCUGGAGAAGAAGGCUGUUAUAGGAAACUUUCAGACUUUGCAAUCUGGCUUAAGAAUGGUCCCAUGGUGGAAUGAAUACCUUGAUCUCUCGCGAGGAAGAAGCUCUGCACCGGAAUGGCAGCCUGGUCUUUUUCUCACAAGCCGGAAUGAAUUUGCAUUGCAAGUUACUCCGACCACACAAAGGAAUACUUCAACUUCCAUAUGUGCGAUCCCUGACUCGAAUUUCACAUGCUGGUGAAAAUCAGGGGGACGGAUCUGCCACUGGAUCUGGGUGGCAAAACUGAAAGUGUAGUGAUGGAACUUGGCUCUCCUACCUGGCAAUUCAGGCUUAAAUUUGAAUUUUGAAAUCAGGAUAUAUAUUUUUUAAACACAUGCUUUUUUUUUUUUUUUUUUGAGUUGCUUGUUUUCCCAGUGGGGACACUUGCCAAAUAUGGAACACGCAGGUUUUUAUUUAGCUCUGCUUUUCCAUUGACUUCCUUUUACCUGUCUGAAAUUAUGUGGCUCGUUUUAGGAGGAUUGCCAUGUUGAUGUUUCUUUUGAGGUGGGGGGAAAGAGUUCAAUCCAGGGAGGACCGUGCUGUUCUGCACUUAAAUGCGCCAGAUGGUGGCAGCAUGGAAGGUUGGAGCACCUCCUCUGAGCCCAAACACUGUGGCUUUAAGUCUGUCAAAUGCACCUGUGUCAUUCUUGCAUAAAAUGGUCCAAGGGCAAGUCCUGCAGAAGCCCCCCCGCCCCCCUGAAAUGUCUGGGGCCUGCCCCUCAUUCCAUUGGGAAGGCUUGUGCAAGAGUACUUCGUACUGCAAUUGUGCCCUAAACUUUUGAUUUGGAGAAAAUUAUCCUGUAAUUUUUCAAGUAUUGCACAUGUAAAAAUUUAUUGAUAUUCUAACCAAGAUUUCUCCCAUGUCCAUAAAUGUUUAGCUUAUGGUCUAAACAUAAGCUAAAAAUCCCUCCCCCCCCCUUUUUUUAAAGUCAUCUCUGUUUUCCGAACUAUGCCUAUUACGGCUUUCAUUUUAGGUUUUGCCCAUUUUAGCGUGUGCCGUGGUUAUUCUUACGGCACACUGUCCCAAGAUUUAGACGUUUCCGUAGCUAAAACAAGAUCCCAUGCUGAAAAGGCCCUUGUAAUGUUUGGUGGAUAUUAAUGGAAAUCCAUGUUCUGAAAUGACCGUAACAGAAAAGAAAAGAAAAGUCUCUCGGGCACAGUCCACUGGCAGAGAACCCCACUGAAAUGACGAGAUGCAUCCAGGUAUAUGACCACGCUCUUGGGCCACUGCUUGCUGUUUUAGGGACAUUUGCACAUGCAGUGUUUCCCAGGGACGGUGUCUCAGCGCCUAGGAAAUGAGGAUGGACAGCUUCCUGCUAGAGCGCCCCAUUGGAUCUUUGCACUAUACCAAACUGCACAAGGAUUUUUUAAAAAGAGUUUGUAUUCUAUUCGUGAAAUCAACUAGUAGCAAAUUUGGUAUUUUCAAGGAUGGCUUUCUCAUGUGCACAACUUGGGUGGUGGGAGGGUGGGUGAGAGAGAGGAGAGGCAACCCUGUCUCCCCUCCCCGGCCCCACUGCUUUUUAACCUUUGCUGUGCGGUGUCCUGGCUGCAGUGGGGUGGACAAACUCCUGGGUCUGCCAUGAUUGUUAAUGUUGGAAGAUAAUCACCCUUCCCCCCAAAUUCCAAAGUGGCCUUCUAACGGCAAAGUCUGCAGUCCUGUGCACACUUACUUAGCAGUGUGUCCUAUUGAAUGCAGGGGGACUUACUUCUGAGUAAGCAGUAGGAUUGCACUGCAUGAUGUGUGUGUGUGUGUGCGUGUGCGUGUUUGUUCAGGAAGUUAUAUAGAGAUAUAUAUACGUGUGUGUGUGUACACACACAGACACAUACAUAUAUAUGUCAGCUUUUGAAUUUGUAAGAAGUUCAGAUUACUUUCCACCUGUACAAAACCUUGCAGCUCCUUCUUCCUCUGUGCCCCCAGGGAAGCAGGCUCACAAUCAAAUGUCCAUUUAUUUAGCUGUGCAUAAUCCCCAUUGCACAUGUUGGGGCUUACUUCUGAGUAAACGUGGAUAGGAUUGUGCGGUGAGGGCGUGAUCCUAAUUGUGUGUAUUUGGAAAUGGACGCCGUUGAAAUUAAAGGGAUGUAGUUUUGUUAAACGUGCUCAGAAGGCCGCAAGCACCAAAGCACACCUUCAGGACACUCGCAUAAAACAGCUUCCCCUGGGCUGUACCAUUUCCGACUACAAGUGCCUGUGCUUCCCUUAUAUAAACAACCGUAACCCCCUUGCUUCUCCAAAAUUUAGCACGGCAAAUUUGAGCGCAUUCAAACGUAACAGAGCGAUGCCCUUGCUUUUCACGGAGAAGAUGUGAUCACUGUUUAAGCCUACUGUUCCGAAGUCAACUGGCGUGCUGAGUAUUAGGUCACUUUUAUCCGGUGGAUUUCUACAGCUCUCCCGCUGUAGUGAAUGUUCAAGAUUUGGUGAAUCUUGACGGUGCCAAAUACAGUUGGUGCACGUCUCAAGAUAUCUCUCCACUUUGAGGGUGCAUGACAGAUCAGUGAAGUUUGGGGAUUGCGUUUAGGUAGUGACUGGUGCAUCUCUUGAGUUUUGGACAUCAGUGGGGUUAUCAGCAUUAACCAAGCUCAAGGCAUUCUACCCAUGAAGCAGAAUGAAAAGGCAGAGUCUUGGUAGAGGUAGUAGAAUGGAUAAGUGUCACUUAAAACUGCAGAUGGGGAUAUAUUUUGGAAUGCCUAAAAGGCUGAAUGUAGAAAACUAGCACAGCAGGAAAUAAAGCAAGGCUUAGCUCUUUCUCACUGAGCUGCUAAAUCUCCCUUUCCACAGAGUCAUUUCACAUCUGGGUGUAUUCAGAAGUGGUCUCUCCUCCAUCCUAAAGCAUACAUUGUCCACUGUACCACUUUGUUUUUUGGUUGGGUUUAUUUUCGCUGCAUCUGUAAGCCAGGUCUAAUUUUCAUGGAGGACUGGUUUGGCUAAGAUGGGAGCAGCCAUAAAUACCCACUGUUCUAACUCAAAGAUUCUUGGCCCACCAGAAUAAUCUUUUAUAUCUGUUAAAUAACCUGUGAUGAUUGGCACAGGUUAUUUAACAGAGGUUGACUUCGCACACAUGGGGAUUGUUCCUCUCCUGGUGGGGUGAGGUGGGAGCAGUGCUUCAGCAAAAAUCUGAAUAGGUCUGAACUUUCCAAAGCUGACAAAAACGUUGCCUGUUUUUCUCCCCCUCUCAGGGCUGUUGAGCCAUCAGUGUGAGAAAGUAAGUCCAUAUGGAAUGUUCCAGCAUGGAGAACUUGACCCAUCUUUAUUUUGUACGUUGACUUGAGUAUCUAUCACCCAGUUUGCUCUAGGUUGGUGCAAUAAAAAGGGGUCAUGUUGUCAACUGGGCACGUGUAGGCUCCAUCAUCCAGCAUUGGAGGUUGGAAUCUACCUGUUUGAUCAUGUGAAUCUGCCUUGGCAGGGUCCUGGCUAUACUUAAUUGGAGUUUGCCUGGGUGGGCAAUUCUAUAUUCCAAACCCUGGCCCAAAAUUUCAGAUCUGAUUUUGCCCCCAAGUCCCAACCCUUCGUUGGAGGUAGUAAGGUGCUGUAGCUAAGCCGGCACCUCCUUUUGUAGUCCAGGCACCUGGUUUUAGAACGCAUGUAGAUCAACAUCAUAUGUAUCUUUUCCACGCCUUGAUGACAACUUUCUAGGCUACCAAGCCCAGAUCCGUCCCAGAGUCAACCAUUUUAAGAAGAAGAAAAAAUACUCUCAUCUCAUGAACACAGAACUUUUGGGAAAGAUGGCUAUAAAAAUAGCAAGUAGCUACCUAAAACAUUCCUUAGUGCCGCCAAAGCAAAAUAAGUAGGGGUGGUUUUUUGGGGGUGGGGGGAAGGUGUUCUUUUUUUUGUUUUUGUUUUUUUUGUGGAUGAACCAGGAGAAAGGGAAGAAACCAAACCAAAAACUUUUUUUUUGUUCAUUUGCCACAGUUGGAAAGAUAUUUAUGCACACUGUGGGGUGAGCCAGACAAGUGAGUCUGGCUGUGUGUCACAAAUUAGGUGGGUCCCAACCAAUUAUUCUCCUUCCCCCACUUUGCUACCAUCUUUUUUUUUUUUUUUAAACCCCCUCUUCUUCCAGGGUGUUACAAGUUUGGAGAGGACGCUUCUUGUCCUGACUGUGUGUUUGUGUGCCUGUGUGUGUGCUGUGCUCAGGUGACCUCCUUUUUGUAUCGGAGGAAGCGUGCCAAUCAAUUUGAGAGGCUUUAUCAGAUAUUUCAAAAAAUAAUAAUUUUUUUUUCCAAAAAAAAAAAAAAAUGUGUCUUGGUUUUUUGGGAAUUAAAGUGGGAGAAACUGGUUGUUUUCACACAGGAACGAAGCUCUUCUAUGCAGAUCUUUUGCAAAAGGUUUGCUUUUGAUACAGCAAAGUCGUCUUUGGUUUAACAGUAGCAGGGUUGACAAAAUCUCGGUAAAUAUUAAGCUGAAAAGAAGAAAAUCAUUCAGAUCAGUUCUAAAACUGGGAUGUCUUUUACUCCAUUUUUAAGUAAAAUAGUGUGGAUUAUACAA
This is a messenger RNA of Elgaria multicarinata webbii, 7205 nucleotides long. RefSeq names its product SLC2A4 regulator (gene SLC2A4RG). Bases 9 to 1604 code for a protein of 531 amino acids. NCBI's taxonomy places the organism in Eukaryota, Metazoa, Chordata, Lepidosauria, Squamata, Anguidae. Gene Ontology annotation, cellular component: nucleus. The record is from RefSeq and is a predicted model, not a curated record. Gene Ontology annotation, molecular function: RNA polymerase II cis-regulatory region sequence-specific DNA binding; DNA-binding transcription factor activity. Gene Ontology annotation, biological process: regulation of transcription by RNA polymerase II. The transcript has 9 exons.